Dacryopinax primogenitus is the source of this 480-nucleotide messenger RNA. RefSeq lists its product as uncharacterized. NCBI's taxonomy places the organism in Eukaryota, Fungi, Basidiomycota, Dacrymycetes, Dacrymycetales, Dacrymycetaceae. The coding region runs from base 1 to 480 and encodes 159 amino acids. The transcript has a single exon. The record is from RefSeq and is a predicted model, not a curated record.
AUGCCCAGCCAAGACCUGUGUCAAGUCUCGAAUCAGUCGCGUUCGAACUUGGACAGGCACUGGGUCCCGACUCCGAUGGAAAGGCCACGAGAAGCAGUUGUUAACCUGGUUACCGGACCAGGAAAAAAGAACACCAUCAUCGAGAUCCUCCAAGUGGAAUCGCAGUGGGCGGACCGCUACAAGAUCCCGGAAGGUCCCAUGGCUGGGCACGGCGAUGGAAUGGCUCGCGCAUGGUUCCUCCCCGAAGGCAAGGUGGAAGGAACGGUUUGGUAUCACCCGCAAUUGGACCAGGGCAUUUUCGCGGGGCAGGCAAACGGAGGAUACAAGCGUGCGUACGCCAAAGUGGAAGACCGUGGAGCCGAGAACCCCCUUGAACGUGCUAUGAAGAGACUCCGCAGGUCGCCUUCAAACAAGGUCAACAUAAUUGAUUUGACCAUCCAGGCCGCCCCUGAGCUCGACCUUUCUGAUGCUGAGGCCUAG